UCGGGCGGCGGCGGCGCGGUCGCCGCGCGGAGCCGUUCGGCCGGACACGUCGGGGCGGGCGCGCGGGGAGCUCGCGCGGCAUCCGCAGCCCGGAGCUGGGCCGGCGAGGGACGUUCAGCGGGGCCGGGGUCGGGGCCGCGCCGCGGCAGCGAGGACAGAGAAAAAAAGCACUGGAUCAGCUUUCAAAAGAUUUCCAGCUCAUACUCUUGUGCCUCCACGGCGCUGGCUGGGUAAUCCCAGAGCCCACUCCCUGCUGGUGGGACCUGCAGGUGCACACGGCUGUCCAGGAAGAUGAGUGCGUGUGGGCGGAAGGCCCUCACCCUGCUGAGCAGUGUCUUUGCCGUCUGUGGCCUGGGUCUCCUGGGCAUCGCCGUCAGCACCGACUACUGGCUCUACCUGGAGGAGGGCGUGGUCCUGCCCCAGAACCAGAGCACCGAGAUCAAGCUGUCCCUGCACUCGGGCCUGUGGCGUGUGUGCUUCCUGGCAGGUGAGGAGCAGGGCCGCUGCUUCACCAUAGAGUACGUGAUGCCCGUGAACGCCCAGCUGACGUCAGAGUCCACUGUCAACGUUCUAAAAAUGAUCCGGUCGGCCACACCGUUCCCGCUGGUCAGCCUCUUCUUCAUGUUCAUUGGGUUCAUCCUGAGCAACAUCGGCCACAUCCGUCCCCACAGAACGAUCCUGGCCUUUGUCUCCGGCAUCUUCUUCAUCCUCUCGGGCCUCUCUCUGGUGGUGGGCCUGGUGCUCUACAUCUCCAGCAUCAAUGAUGAGAUGCUCAACAGGACCAAGGAUGCAGAGACCUACUUCAGCUACAAGUACGGGUGGUCGUUUGCCUUUGCUGCCAUCUCCUUCCUCUUAACAGAGAGUGCCGGGGUGAUGUCCGUGUACCUGUUCAUGAAGAGGUACACUGCCGAGGACGCGUACAGGCCUCACCCCAGCUUCUACCGCCCACGCCUCAGCAACUGCUCUGAUUACUCGGGUCAGUUCCUGCACCCGGACGCCUGGGUCCGAGGCCGCAGCCCCUCCGACAUAUCCAGCGAUGCCUCCCUGCAGAUGAGCAGCAACUAUCCAGCCCUGCUCAAGUGCCCUGACUAUGACCAGAUGUCAUCUUCCCCCUGCUGAGCCCAGCGGCCUUCCUCCCUGGACUGUGGGCCCCAGACGGCCCCUCCCAUGCUCCCCUGCUGGCCUGCGAACCCCAGGCCCUCAGUUGACAGGCCCGGGCUACCUCCUUGCUUAACUGCUACCCCUUGACCUGUGUCUUCCCCUUGCUUCCCCCAGAAUAGCUCUAACUGCCCCAAGGUGGGUGUCAGCCGACCGGCUGAGAGCCUGGGUUUAGACCCCCCUCCUGUGUGCCAGUACUCCUGCAGGCCUCCCCUUUCCUGGGAGAGGUGAGUGCCCCAGCUGUGUGUCGGUCCCUGCGCACCCUAUUUCAUGGCCCCAGACCAAGGCCAGCUCUGAGAUGCCAAGUUCUUUACACAGACCCAGCCGGACUGUGUGUUUCCCAACUGGCCUGGCUCUCGCGCUCAUGUCCGGGCCAUCAGGCCAAAAGGAGACCGAUAAGGAGGUCUGGCUGGUUCAGAAUCGUCAAGCAGUGUUUCCUGUGAAAUCCUGUAUCCUUUUUUGUCACCCACAUCCCCCCAUACACACACCUGUCUGUGCUCUCCACCUGCCCCUCCACCCCGCAGGCUCCCACCAGACCUCAGGGCUGCCCUAGGCUUGGCCCCCAAGGGUGGGUCUGAGGCCACUCUGAUGAAGUCACUAAGAGAUGUUAAUGGCUGAUGAUGUCUUAAUAUGCAGGGCCCCUUCAUAACAUAUAACGGGCCUCUAAUGCCUUAACUCAAAGGAGUGGCUCUGACAGUAAGAGUUUCAGAAUUUGGCUGGCCCGAGGCGGUAUUACCAGGAGCUCCUGCUUCAGGCCCUGGGAUUACAGGCCCCGCUCACACAGGCAGUAUUUCCCAUCCAAGGCCCUGAAAUCUAAUCAUGUAGACAGACAAACGUCCGCACCCCCUAAGUAGAAGGCAGCUUUCUAAGAGGUUGUCUGGCAUUUGGAGCUGGAUUUGCCGACACCUGGUGCAUUUUAAGUCUGAACAAGCCAGACUUGGAACCACCCAGCUGCUCUUCUGAGGGUGCCCGUGAACAUUUGGGGUUUGCCAAUUAAUUCUAAUAGAGGGCAGUGUCUGCUUCCUCAGUCUGGGACAUACAUAGGCAAGUAGAUGCCUCCAGAAGACGAGGCAGGUGGUGCCCAUCUUCCCAGUAGGAAACCCGAACUGGGAAGUGCAGCUCCUUCCACAGAGCCACUGUGGGAGGGAGGAGUGGCAGGAGGACCACUGCAGGACACGGCCCCUCGGUUCCCCGGGGUCUUCUCAGCACAUGCAUUUUGGGUUUUGAGAUUGUGAGUAGCUCUCUGCUGGGUAUUUCUGCCAACCCAGCUUUUCUCUCUUGCUCUUCUUAAGAUAGCAUUUCAGUUCUGGGUACACAGCCACAGUGGGCGACACGGGCUCUGCCGAGCAUCCCAGAACACCGAGCAUCUAGCGUGUGUGGCUUUCAGAAGGGCAGCAUGUUAGUCUGCUAGGGCAGCCAUAACAGAAUGCCAGAGACUGGGCAGCUUAAGCAACAGACAUCUAUUUUAUCAGUUUUGGAGGCUGGAUGCCCAAAAUCAAAGUGUCAGCAGGUUUGGUUUCUUCUGAGGGUUUUCCCUGGUGUGCAGAUGGCCAUCUUCUCGAAGCAUCCUCACCUGUCUUUACUCUGCACGUGUGCACACCCCUGGUGUCCACAUUGUCUCUUACAAAAACACAUUGCAUUGAAUUGGAGCCCAUCCUACUCACUGUUGAGGGGCCACCAUUCCAAACACAAUCCCAUUCUGAGGUACUAGAGAUGAGGGUCCACCAUAUGAAUUUGGGGGACACAAAUCAGCCCACAACAGGCAAGUGACUUCGUAGGUAGGUUUUUCUACUCUUUUCACAGCAUAGUAGAGGGGAAAGAGAAGAGAAGCCCAUUCUGGCCCCAGUCCAGCCACUAUCUCAGUGUGAAUCCUUGAGCAGCCGCUUCCACUGAGAGCGGCUUGGCCUGAAUUAUUUCCAAGCCCCUCUCCCACACAGCCACCCCCACUCUAAUGAUUCGUCCUCACAUAGAAAGUUCCCAAUUGCCCUCAUAUGUGACUACCCCUUGCCUAUAAACUGGUAGCAACUGUAAAGACCCAACGUUCCAGCCCAUUAGGCCCCUACAAUGACUUGUAGUGUCAGGUUACUGUUUAUAGAAUGAUCCGGAAACCACAUUCUCCCCUACAGCAGAGGAAUGGGUUAGUGUACUUGGAGACCAUUAGAUAGCAUUUCCAAACCAGACAGUUGUUGAAAUGUGCUUUAUUCCAGUUUUUGCCAUUGUAAUUAGCUUAAAAUGCCCUUUUUCUCUCUCUAUAGCAUUCCUUCUCUGUCACUGUGCCAGGCUUGUUUUUGUGCACAAGGGAAAAAUGGAAUCCACUCCUAAACACAAGCUGAUUAUUGCCUGUGACAUCACUCAGACGGGCCUUUACUGGCCCGGAUGCUGAGCAGCUGAUGCAAGCAGCCCAUGCCCAGGGGGCAUGCACUCUACGCCUACCUAAGGAACAGGUUCUGGGUUGGUGUCUCCCCUCAUAAGGGAUGGGUGAAUGCGUCAAUAAUUGUGCAACCAUUACAGUGUCUUUUCCAUCUAUAAAUUAGUCUCAGAAGUGGGGCCUCUUUGCAGCCUCUCCAUAAUCGAAAGAUUUUUAUCAGAUGUUAAAGUGUGUAAACUCAACUCAGAAUCACCAUUAGGGUCCCUUCUCCAAUUCACUUUCUGAUCUUUUGUUUUCUC
Messenger RNA from Manis javanica (Malayan pangolin), 3825 nucleotides. It is a transcript of the gene CACNG5, whose product is annotated as calcium voltage-gated channel auxiliary subunit gamma 5. Gene Ontology annotation, biological process: neurotransmitter receptor internalization; neurotransmitter receptor transport, postsynaptic endosome to lysosome; positive regulation of synaptic transmission, glutamatergic. Gene Ontology annotation, cellular component: postsynaptic density membrane; AMPA glutamate receptor complex. NCBI's taxonomy places the organism in Eukaryota, Metazoa, Chordata, Mammalia, Pholidota, Manidae. Gene Ontology annotation, molecular function: channel regulator activity; voltage-gated calcium channel activity. The record is from RefSeq and is a predicted model, not a curated record.